Phycomyces blakesleeanus NRRL 1555(-) is the source of this 642-nucleotide messenger RNA. RefSeq lists its product as hypothetical. The transcript is spliced from 5 exons. Lineage: Eukaryota; Fungi; Mucoromycota; Mucoromycetes; Mucorales; Phycomycetaceae. Bases 367 to 528 code for a protein of 53 amino acids. The record is from RefSeq and is a predicted model, not a curated record.
UUAUAUUUGGAUAUUUUAGCACUUGCUCCAUCUUUCUAUUCAUCGUUUAUUAUAUGUCAGGGUUUCUAUGACACUAUCAUUCUUUUUAUUUCUGAUGCAUCCUCUUCACAAUGUCCAUCCCGAUUAGCAAACGUUAGUAAGCAUUGUCAUCUAAAAUUUUGCUGACUUUUUUAUAGGCCGUGUCGCCAAAAACAUACACUACAACUAAACAUGGCAACCAACACGGUAAUAUUUUAUAGUUCUUUUUAUUUAUUACAUUUUGUUUCAAUAUUUAUGUAACAAAAUAUAACUUUUAUUAUAGAUGAACUACCCUCUCUCAAACAUUCUCUGCAUCUAGAACUUCCAUCUCAUGCUACUGUCAUUGACAUGAGACUAUAUCGGCUCUUGACAAGAACUAUCAAGUUAGAAGGUUACACAAUUAGAUAUGGUAAUUUAUUUUUAACGUCCGUGUAUUUUAUCUCUGCUGUCUACGAGGUAUUGAGACGGUGGGCGUGGUGGUUGGUGGCCGCCACACUGCGGAGAAAGUGAGAAGUGGCGAGAGGAGACUGAAGUGGAUGUAGAGUAGGUAGACGAAGUUGGCAAAGGAGGCCAUUAUCAGAGGAAGUUUAGUGAAGGACAAUAAAGUAACCUUUUUACCUCGUU